Messenger RNA from Drosophila persimilis, 933 nucleotides. Its product is annotated as protein phosphatase inhibitor 2. Gene Ontology annotation, biological process: regulation of signal transduction. Gene Ontology annotation, molecular function: protein phosphatase inhibitor activity. The record is from RefSeq and is a predicted model, not a curated record. The transcript has a single exon. Lineage: Eukaryota; Metazoa; Arthropoda; Insecta; Diptera; Drosophilidae. Bases 55 to 843 code for a protein of 262 amino acids.
GAAACACACAAUUUAUUUUACAAACGGAAAAAAUUUCUCCACAGAAUAUAAAAAAUGAAUCCUGAGGACGUGAAGGGUAUUUUGAAGGUCGGCAGCAGCGGGGCCGCCAGCCAGCCGCCAGCAGCGGGCCAGAAGACGGCCAAGUUCGAUGAGCUAAAUGUGCUGGAGACCUUCCAUCCGGAGGGCAAGACCUACGGACACAUGGUCAUUGACGAGCCGAAGACCCCGUUCGUGUUUGAGAGCGACCUGCCCAAGGAACUGGACACCGCUGAACUGAUAGAGAAGCUGCGCCGCACCUCGCUGCUGACGACGCCCUGCUUUGGCAUGGACCAGGACUCCGAUGACUCGUCGGACGAUGAGGAAUUCCCCGAGACCGUGGAGGAGAAGGUGCGCCGCCUGGAGUUCGAGCGCCGCCGCAAGCUGCACUACAGGGAGUUCUUCUCGGUGCCGCUGGCCCGUCGCCUGAUUGCCGAAGAGUUCGGCGACAUGUCCGACUCGGAGCACAGCUACAAGUCCGAGACGAGUGCUUGCGUGCCCGAGACUUGCCCGAAGGACACGUACGACACCAUGAUGGGGGAAGACGACCAGGCUCGCACUUCGCACUCGUUGGCCGACGCCGGAUCCGAGGACGGCGGGUAUUACAUCGAGCCCGAGCCGGGCUUUGAUCCCAGCCAUCCGUGCUACCAGAAGUUGAUGGCCGAAAUCAAGCGUCCAGCCAACGCCGAGUCCGACAAGGCUCUCGAUACUGCCUCGCACGGCAAGCCUGUCCGUGUGCCAGAUCCCUCGUCCGAGACCGAUCUCAGCGCCGAACUGAAGAAGAGCCAAUCGGGCAGCACAAUAUAAAGAGAGGUUAAAGAUGUUUGCGCCUUUUCGCUUGAUUUGUUAAAAUUCUCAUGUUAUUUACACAAAUUAAUCAGCAGCUCAUAAAAUCUA